Messenger RNA from Phaedon cochleariae (mustard beetle), 3056 nucleotides. NCBI's taxonomy places the organism in Eukaryota, Metazoa, Arthropoda, Insecta, Coleoptera, Chrysomelidae. The record is from the annotation of a GenBank genome assembly.
AAAUCUAAGAAAAUGUUCUACUGUUUGUACUGAAAGUUCAAUGAAAAAUUAUUACUCGAAAAGCAAUAACAAUAUUCCUCUUCAAAAUGAUAGUAUCAUGGUCCAAUAUGAUAUGUGCUUACCAUCUUCUUACUUUUCGAAGUAUUUUGUGCGCCAAAACAAAUCAUCGAGACAUCUUGACUAUUGGCAUACUGUUCAAUGGAGCUGUAUCUCAGUCAGAAUUCCCUCUGAACAGUACCAUCUUCAGUAACAACAUGGAAGAGGAUAACUUCCUCACCCUUUCAACCAAUAUACGGCAACUCUCAAAUGAUGAUAGUUUUGAAGCAUCUAAAACCGUUUGUAGCCUUCUGGAUGCUGACGAAGGCUUAGUAGCAGUUUUUGGUCCUCCCACUUCACCAGCAUCACCGUUGAUCGAGUCGAUAGUCAAGAACUUGAAUGUACCCUAUAUUUUGACAUCAUGGAAAGGUACCAGCUAUGAUGGUUCUGAAACAUUCCUGAACUUCUAUCCAGACAACGAAAGGCUAUCGAAAGGCAUUGCUGCGUUAGUUCAAAGUCUAGAAUGGAACGGAUUCGUCAUCAUUUAUGAAACUGAAGAAGGUCUCGUGAGGUUACAAGAAGUGUUGAAAGGGCAAAGUUGGAUGAGGAAGACCAACCAGGACUUCAUACGGAUAAGGCAGCUGAAUAGAGGCCCUGAUUACAAGCCUUUCUUCAAACAUUUCAAGAAUUCUACAGAAACAAACUUCAUUCUUGACUGCAAAACUGAAAAUAUUUUACCAAUUUUGCAACAAGUACGGACCUUGGGUAUGUUGGAUAUACAUUUUAACUACUUCUUGACAUCCUUGGAUGCACAUACAGUGGAUUAUUCGAGUUUGGAUACAAAUGCCAAUAUAACAACGAUCAGGCUAUUCGACUACAAAAGCGAAGAAUUCAAAAAUGCUGUCUUCAAAUGGUCUCUCUCUCAACUAAGGACUUACAACAAAAGGAAGGAAUUGAAUCCAUACACUAUAAAGACUGAAACGGUUCUGUUCCAUGAUGCGUUGCUCUAUUUGAUUGAUGCCUUGAAUGGGAUGCCGCAGCUUCCAAAAAACGAGAAAACAAGUUGCUACGGAUUCGAUUCAUUGAGGGAUGGAACAGAAUUGAUCAAAGCUAUGAGAAAUAGGGAGUAUUUGGAGCCAUUAUCAGGGCCAAUCCAGUUCGACGAACAUGGAAACAGAGUUGACUUCAAUUUGCAUCUUUAUAACAAUGAUGAAGAGCUUUUGGCUACCUGGUCAGGUCUCAAUGGAACAACCACAAUAGCACGUAACUAUGAUGAGACUACCAGUGCAGCUGUCUCGAAUUUGAUCAAAAUCAAAGUCAUUGUAUCUACGAGAAUUGGUGAACCGUAUCUCAUGAAAGUCCCUCCAAAGUACGAGGGAGAAAUAUUGGAAGGGAAUGAUAGAUACGAGGGGUACUCGAAAGAUUUAAUGGACCAGGUGGCAGAAAUUAUUGGUUUCACAUAUGAACUGGUUCUGACUGAAAAUAACAAUUACGGCAAUUGGGACGAAGAGAAAAAAAGAUGGAAUGGAUUAGUCGGGGAUCUUUUAGACAAAAAGGCUCAUCUAGCUAUCUGUGACCUUACUAUCACUCACGAACGUCAACAAGUGGUUGACUUCAGUAUGCCAUUUAUGACACUAGGGAUAAGUAUCUUACACAAGUACCCAGAUAAAAGAGGCACCGAUUUGUUUGCAUUUUUGGAACCGUUCGACAUAUCAGUCUGGAUAUAUUCGGCAACACUGUACUUGGUGGUAUCACUCAUACUUUUCUUCAUUGCCAGAAUGACACCUGGAGACUGGGAAAAUCCUCAUCCAUGUGACGAGAAUCCUGAAAUGCUCGAAAACAUUUGGGGCAUAAAGAACUGUCAUUGGGCUACUCUUGGCACUAUUAUGAAUCAAGGAUGUGAUAUACUACCAAAAGGCAUAUCAUCUAGGAUGGCCCUCGGAAUGUGGUGGUUUUUCGCUUUGAUCAUCACCAACUCCUACAUUGCAAAUCUGACAGCUUUCCUGACCAAGGACAAAAUGGAGCUGCCCAUCAAAAGCGCAGAAGAUUUGGCCAAGCAGAACAAAAUCAAGUACGGUUUGCUGAGAUUCGGUUCUACUGAGGCUUUCUUCAAGUCAUCGAAUGAUUCGAUUUAUCAAAGGAUGUACAUGAACAUGAAGUCACAAAGGCCGACCGUUUUCGAAAAAGAUAAUGCGGAUGGAGUACAAAGAGUGUGUAAUACGAAGAACUCCUUGUAUGCUUUUUUGAUGGAGUCCACCCAGAUCGAGUAUGCCAUUGAAAAGAAAUGCAAACUGAAGCAAGUGGGCAAUUGGCUGGACACGAAAAGUUAUGGUAUUGCCAUGCCUAUAAAUGCUCCUUAUAGGGGUGCAAUCAAUAAAGCAGUAUUGACCUUGCAAGAAAGUGGAAAUCUGACCAAAUUGAAGAAAAAAUGGUGGAAAGAUGUCAGGAAAGGAGAUUCAUGCGAAGAUGUGAGAAAUAAAGGAAAAGAUGAGAAGGAAGGAGAUCUAGACCUUGCUAAGACUACUGGUACUUUCCUUGUUCUUGCAGUAGGUGUUAGCAUUGGAAUAUCAAUAGGAAUACUCGAAUUUCUAUGGAACGUCAGAAAUGUUUCUGUGGAAGAGCAUCUGAGUUAUUGGGAAGCCCUGAAAAAUGAACUUGCAUUCGCAACAAAUAUUUUUAUUUAUAGGAAAAAGAUAAAAAGUUCAUCAGCAGAAUCUUCAACAGAGAGAAAAAGUGAUAAAAUUGAAAAUAAGAGCAUAAUGCAGAAUAUGCUGCAUAGUGCCAAUUCGUUAAUGAACAUCAAUUGAAAUUUGUAAUAUCCUCGUUGAUUUUUAAAAAGGCUCUGAAAUGAAAUGUAUUCAAUUGUGAAAGGAGAAAUUAACAAGUUGAUAACAUAUACGCAUCGAUUUCCCGAAAAAAAUAGAUCUUAUCUUAUCUUGACUCGUUUUCUGAAUAUCAAUCAACAUUGGAAUUCCUUUGUGACAACAAUAUUCACAAUGAAUAUAAAAAUAUAAGUGAGU